This is a messenger RNA of Rhinolophus ferrumequinum (greater horseshoe bat), 5363 nucleotides long. It is a transcript of the gene TXK, whose product is annotated as TXK tyrosine kinase. Bases 125 to 1708 code for a protein of 527 amino acids. The record is from RefSeq and is a predicted model, not a curated record. Gene Ontology annotation, molecular function: ATP binding; non-membrane spanning protein tyrosine kinase activity; protein binding. Gene Ontology annotation, biological process: integrin-mediated signaling pathway; peptidyl-tyrosine autophosphorylation; adaptive immune response. NCBI's taxonomy places the organism in Eukaryota, Metazoa, Chordata, Mammalia, Chiroptera, Rhinolophidae. The transcript has 14 exons.
AAGAUGUUACAUAUGCUUUAUAAUAACUCCUAUCACCAUUGCCCUCAGGGAUUGCCUCCUUUGGAAUAGCACCACCACCUUGUCUAUCCAAUAUCAUGGACCUAUGGUUUUCUAACAGUUGAGAAUGCUCUGCUUUUCAGAUAAUACCAUCCAGUCGAUUUUCUGUUGCUGCUGUUGCUGUUCCGUGCAGAAUCGACAAGUGAGAACACAAAUACGCCUGAGCAAAGAUGAAGAACUUUCGGAAAAAUACAGUCGGCAUCGCAGGCCAUGGUUUAGUGAAUUGCCAAGUAAGAAGCAAUCCAAUAGGGGACGUGUACAACCAUCAAAACGCAAGCCGCUGCCUCCCCUCCCAUCCUCUGAGGUUGCUGAAGAGAAAAUCCGAGUCAAGGCACUGUAUGAUUUUCUGCCUAGAGAGCCCUGUGAUUUAGCUUUAAAGAGAGCAGAGGAAUACCUGAUACUGGAGAAGUACAAUACUCACUGGUGGAAGGCAAGAGACCGUUUGGGGAAUGAAGGCUUAAUCCCAAGCAACUAUGUGACUGAAAACAAACUAACCAAUUUAGAAAUAUAUGAGUGGUACCAUAAAAACAUUACCAGAAAUCAGGCAGAACGUCUUUUGAGACAAGAGUCUAAAGAAGGUGCAUUUAUUGUCCGAGAUUCAAGACAUUUGGGAUCCUACACAAUUUCUGUGUUUAUAAGAGAUAGGAGCACUAUGGAGGCUACUAUCAAACAUUAUCAGAUUAAAAGGAAAGACUCAGGACAGUGGUACGUGGCUGAAAAACACCUCUUUCAAUCAAUCCCUGACCUGAUCUGGUAUCACCAGCACAAUGCAGCCGGUCUCAUGACCCGUCUCCGCUACCCAGUUGGUCUGAUGGGCAGUUGUUUGCCAGCCACAGCUGGUUUUAGCUAUGAAAAGUGGGAGAUAGAUCCAUCUGAGUUGGCUUUUGUAAAGGAGAUUGGAAGCGGGCAGUUCGGGGUGGUCCAUUUAGGUGAAUGGAGAGCACACAUCCAGGUAGCUAUCAAGGCCAUCAAUGAAGGCGCCAUGUCUGAAGAGGAUUUCACUGAAGAGGCUAAAGUGAUGACGAAAUUAUCUCAUUCGAGGCUAGUUCAGCUUUAUGGAGUAUGUAUACGGAAGAAGCCCCUUUACAUUGUGACGGAGUUUAUGGAAAAUGGCUGCCUGCUUCACUAUCUCAGAGAGAGAAAAGGAAAGCUUAGGAAGGAAACGCUGCUGAGCAUGUGCCAGGAUAUAUGUGAAGGAAUGGAGUAUUUGGAGAGAAACUGCUUUAUUCAUAGGGAUUUAGCAGCAAGGAAUUGUUUGGUCAGUUCCACAAAUAUAGUAAAAAUUUCGGACUUUGGAAUGACGAGGUAUGUUUUGGAUGACGAGUAUAUCAGUUCUUCUGGAGCCAAGUUCCCAGUCAAGUGGUCCCCUCCAGAAGUUUUCCAUUUCAACAAGUACAGCAGCAAAUCUGAUGUCUGGUCAUUUGGAGUUUUGAUGUGGGAGGUUUUUACAGAAGGGAAAAUGCCUUUUGAAAAUAAGUCAAAUCUUCAAGUUGUGGAAGCCAUUUCUAAAGGCUUCAGGCUGUACCGCCCUCACCUGGCACCAAUGUCCAUAUAUGAAGUCAUGUACAGGUGCUGGCAUGAGAAACCUAAAGGCCGCCCUACCUUUGCUGAGCUGCUGCGGGUUCUCACAGAGAUUGCAGAAACCUGUUGACCUGAGUGGAAUGUCAACUCAGAGGAUCACGUUGUAAAACUGUCCCCAGAAGGAACCCUGUACGUGGUCACUGAUGGUGAAUAUCAUCCUCUAGAGUUGCUGACUCUUGGAAACAUUGAGAAGAUCACAGGCUUUCCAAACUUUUUAAAAUUUAAAAAUAUUCUAACAAUAAUUCGUCUACAUGUGUUUGAGACGGACUUCUAAAUUCUUAUUUUUCUGUAACAUUCUUCAUGUCCCUCAUGUAAAGAUGGGAAAAAAAUGCUCCGUAGCUGUCCUCACAGUGGCUGAUGUUUCCAAGAAUAGCCCUGAGAGCCCCUAAAGGGACAUGAAAACCUGAUCCUCUACAGGGCUGAGGACUUUCCUGAAGGAGUGACAUUCUUUACGUAAGUGGUCCAUGCAUAGAAGAAGAAAAUAAAUUCUUCCAACUCAUGCAAUAAAGGAGCCUCGCCUGCAGAAUCUCCUGCUUUUGAACUGUACAGAUCUUUCUAGAGAAGGCACCUUUGCAAACUACAUGAAUGUGAGCAUUCUGGAACUCUUCCCUAUGUUAUUUAAUAUGUUGUUUUUGCACAUAUCUGAUUAUUUUGGAGACAGUUUCUUGUAUUCCAGUUUUAAACACUGUUCUAGGAGAUAACCAAAGUUCUUUGAACAGAUCCUGGUGAUAUUUCCAUUUGCAGUAACGUCCAUCGUCAAAGGCGAUUCAGAAUCUGAAUUUCAGUUCUAAGGUUUCACGCUUUGUGCAUGUGAAAUGGGACAAUUUAAGAAGGCUUAUGUUGUCAUAGAAAUUACCUCCUGUGCCUUACCAGAACAUGACUUGGUCUUUCCACAAGAAGAAGAGGAGGCAAAAACAAGAUAACAACAUGUUACAUCAAGCUCCUUUAUUUCUGAAGUCCAGGAUUUUGAAUUCAAGAUGCAGUUACUUGUAAUCACAAUUAAAUUUCUCAUGAACUGUUUGUAGGAAUGAUUGGAAAUUGAUCUUUAUCAUUCCGACUUCUUAGGAAAUACCAUAGGAAGAAGGGUACAGCAAAAAGCACGUGUCAUUCCGAUGAGAUUUAACAACAGGAGCCUAUUAUUUUUAUACCAUCUUGCCCUGCAUCAUGGUUCUGGGGGAACUUGUUUUCUGAUUCUCAUUAGAUUCUAAGUUGCCAACUGUCAGUAGUUGGGACUUUUAAAUCAUAUUUCCCCACUCCAGGAAUGAUAUCUUUGAAUAUCAAUAGUGCUCAAUAAAUGUGCAUUGAAAUAAUGAGCGUCAGGCACAAGAAGAGCCUUGAUAAUUUAAGUGGUGAUCUCAUAAAUAUUUAUCUGAGAUUCUGUGCUGUUUCUGAGGCUAUCACAGCCCUUUUCCUCAUGGCUUUUGCUAUGGGGAGGGAAGACAGAGGGCUCCUACGACUGAGACCAUAGUUCAAGUAAAAUGAUGAGGAAGUCUAGUUCAAGAGGGCAUGAGACUAUUAAACAGGGAAAGUUAAUCUCAUAACAGUAAAUAAAGUAGUGCCAAUAUAUAUAGUAAGAUGUCUUUCUCAGGUUUUAUUAAGCUUGAAAGUCCCCACACUCUCCCCCAAAUUAACAAACAAACACUGAAAUGAUAGGACUGACGAUAAAGCAUCUGCCCACAUUAUCGGUGCAAUGCAGGUGACAGAGUAGGCAGCAAAGAGUGAUACUCAGAGAUAAGUCAUUCCUGAGGUCGUAUGGCAGCAGAUGGCAUUUCUGACAGCAUACAUUGGUGACGGUAAGCAAGCACCGUUCCUUUUGUUUUAACACUUCAGGCAAGUUUGAGAUACCAAAUUAGGAACAGGAAUACCUGGAGCUAUCACCUACGUAACUGAGACGCAGAUAAUGUGUGAAUGUGGAAUGUCUAUGGACAGAGAUUCAGCAUUCUCUGUCUAGCAAAAGAAAAAAAAUUCUUUAAAGAGUAGUUGCACAACUUCUUCUGGAAGGGAACUAGGUUUUGCAACCAAUCUUAGUGUUAGUUAUUUAUAUGCGCUCUCUGUGGGUAGUUUAACUAGUUUAGGGUGCCGUAGUGCAAUAGUAAAACAGCUUUGCAUAAGAAACGAACAGGAGGUUAGGGGGUGGUUACAGGUGAGACCCCUAAACAGGAGAAGACAGGAAGUCAAAGCAAGGAGGGGAAGCUCAGAAAAAAACCAGAAUUUGGAGGCCAAGCGGAAGAUCUGAUCAGUGUAAAUAACCAGUUGACAAGAAUAGCCAAAGGAAAUUUUCUUUAAUAAACUUAUAAUUGAAGUAUAAUACAUGGUCCCACUAUUGCAUUGGCAACAUGUUUGACUGGUACUCAAACCCAGCAGACACAAUAGCAUUUAAUCCAGCAUUAAGUUUGCUUAGCUUUUUAGGAGGAUUCAGGACAGGAAAGAGAAUAUGCACAGUCCUUCAGUCUCCGUGGAAGCCUACAAAUUCUCCAUGUGCAUAGAUGCUUGGGUUCCUCACCUGCCUAGAGAGUGUGUAUAUAGCUUAGUUCUCAUAAAGUGAAUACAUCUGUGUAACUAACACUCAGGUCAAGAAAUGGUGCAUUCCAAAAUUUCAGAAUCCAUUCUCAUUCCUUAUUUAAGUCAUUAACCCAAUAGCAGUCAAUAUGCUGACUUCCAACACCAUGGAUUAGUAUCAGCUAUUUUUGAAUUUUCUGUAAAUGUAAUCCUAUCGUACGCACUCUUUUGUGCCUGGCUUCUUUCACUCAAUAUGUUUCUUUGAUCCAUCCAUGUUGUAUAUAGUUGUAUUUCAUUCAUUCUCAUUUCUGUAUAGUCUUCCACUAUGUAAUUAUACUACAGAUUAUUUAUCUAUUCUAUUCUUGAUGGAUAUAUGGAUUGUUUCCAAUUUUAGGUUAUUAAGAUUAGUGCUGCUAUGAACAUUUUUCUAUAUAGAAAACUUCUGUUAAGUAUAUACCUAGAAGGGGAAUUGCAGGGCCCAAAAUUGUGUGUCUGUUCAGCUUCUGUAAGUAGUGCCACAAAGUAUUCCUAAGUGGAUAUAACCAAGGAUACAACCCGCAGCAGCGUGUGAGAGUCCCAGCUGCUUCAGACCCUCAACGUUUGGAAUUGUCUUGGCCAUCACAAUGGACACGGGAUUUUUAUGGGUGACGAUGUCUCAUACUCAACUUUAAGUUUUUCGUUGAGCUGAGUGGCAAUAUAAUCUCUGUCCCCCACUCUUUGUUGUAAGCAUAGCAGUGUGUCACAUAUACCAUUUACUGUAAAUAGCAUUGGAUAGGACUGAAGUGAUUCUGGGUGAUACAAAAGGAAAACAUUAGAGAUAUAAUGCAGAGCAGAGAAGGGGAAUUUGACAGAAGCAAGAGCUUGGUUCUGGAGAUAUUAUGAAAGAUGUGGGUUUCCCAUCAUAUGGGGGAUGGAUACAACACACAAACACACACACACACACACAACUAUUUGCAUCUUUAAUUUCUUUCCAAAGAGUGGGGUUCUUAUUAAAUGGAAGACCAUGAUUUGAUGAGAAAUUUGAUAGGUUUGGCUGAACACAUUUGGGGGUUGGCACUGGAGACAGAUACAUUGCUUGACCUACUCAUACAGAGAAACUGGAGAAGGGAGAGGAGGAGAGGAGCUGAUGAAAGAUCUGGAGGGAGAACUUGGGAAAGAAGGAAUGUCUUGUCGUAGGUUGAGGUCACCAUCCCAUCCCAUUACCCCCAGCUAUUCAAUAAAGCCAA